Messenger RNA from Paramecium pentaurelia, 890 nucleotides. The record is from the annotation of a GenBank genome assembly. NCBI's taxonomy places the organism in Eukaryota, Ciliophora, Oligohymenophorea, Peniculida, Parameciidae.
AUGUCAUAAUAAGAAAAUUGUAGCAUUUGCUUCGAGGAUUAUGUAGAUCCUAUUAAAUUACCUUGUAAUCAUAUUUUUUGUAGAGAAUGUAUAGUAGUUGCACUAGAAGUAUAUUUAUUUUAUAAAAAUUUAAGCAAAGGCAAAGUUGUCCAAUUUGCAGACGUUUAUGCUGUAACUACAUAAACUCACGAUUUCUUUCCAUUACUGAACCUGAAGAAAUAAUGCAUGAACACUAAGGGGAACCUUGCUUCGUUUACAGAAUUACUAUACAUCAAAAUACUUAAACUUAAUUUAAUUUCUUUGAAAAAAGGUAUGAAGUAAUAUAAAUUUGUAGAUAUGUGGAAAUGAUUACAGAAGUAUUAAAAAAAAACUUGACUUUUAUAAUUGAUCCUCAAUACAAUGACAAUUGCAUAAGAGUAAAACUAAUUGAAUGUGUACCAGUUCAUGAACAUUCAGUAUACACUUGCACAGUUUAGAAUAUUCAACGUCUUAAAAUAAUUGGUUUUUCUGAAAGAAAAAUAUAGGAUUCUAAUUCUGUAUAUAUUAUAAAUAAUAUUUAGAAACUAAAAUAUGCAACUACACAAUCAAUAAUUGACAAUUUCGAUUAAGAAACAUUAAUACUCUACUAGAAAUUACAUGCAUGUAUAGAAAAAAUAAUAGAAAUAUUAUCUUUGAAUGAAAAUGCUAAAAACCAAAUAUUGGCUUUGGCUGGUAAAAAGGAUGAAGUCUAACCAGAAUAAAUAUCUAAACAUUCAUUAGAAUUAUUACAAACCAUAUAGAUGUGUGAAAAUGGACUUUUAAAAUGGUAUUAUAGUACAGACAUAAAUGGAAGACUAGGAGUUAUUCUUAAACAUUAUGAAUCCUAUCUGAAUUAUUGCUAGAAUUAAUGA